This is a messenger RNA of Cicer arietinum (chickpea), 932 nucleotides long. Its product is annotated as glutathione S-transferase F9-like. Gene Ontology annotation, biological process: glutathione metabolic process. Lineage: Eukaryota; Viridiplantae; Streptophyta; Magnoliopsida; Fabales; Fabaceae. The record is from RefSeq and is a predicted model, not a curated record. Gene Ontology annotation, cellular component: cytoplasm. Gene Ontology annotation, molecular function: glutathione transferase activity; glutathione binding.
AUGUAAUGUCUUCCAUUCAAAUAAUGGUAAGAUUAUUUUCCUCUUCCAUAAACUCUUUAUCAAUGGUACAUGUCUUAAAUAAAUGCCUCAUUGCAACCACGAUGUAUUGAUAUAUAAAUAGAUCUCCCACUUUAUAUCUCUUGUUGAAACAUAUAUUUGAAGAGAAAUCAAACCAUGGUAGUAAAGGUGUAUAGUCCCCAUUGUGCCUCAACCAAACGUGUGAUGGUUUGUCUCAUUGAGAAGGAAGUUGAAUUUGAGACUAUCCCUCUUGAUGUCAUUAAGGGAGAGCACAAGGAUCCUCAGUACCUCAAAUUACAGCCCUUUGGAGGUAUUCCAGUUAUUGAAGAUGGAGAUUAUACCCUAUAUGAAUCUCGAGCAAUAAUGAGAUAUUAUGCUGAAAAAUAUAGAUCUCAAGGGGUUGAGUUGCUAGGAAAGACAAUUGAAGAAAGGGGUCUAGUGGAACAAUGGUUAGAAGUUGAAGCACAAAAUUUCAACCCACCAGCAAGCGACUUAGCCAUUCACAUUUUAUUUCCUUUUAUAAUUGGCAACAAUCCAGAUCCUAAGGUGAUUGAAGAGAGUGAAGCAAAGCUUGUUAAUGUGUUGAACAUUUAUGAAGAGAGGCUAUCUAAGAAUAAAUAUUUGGCUGGUGAUUUCUUUAGCCUUGUUGAUAUAAGUCACCUUCCUUUUAUUGAUUAUAUUGUUAAUCAUAUGAGGAAAGAUUAUUUAAUAAAGGAUAGGAAAUAUGUUAGUGCUUGGUGGGAUGAUAUAAGUAAUAGACCAUCUUGGACCAAGGUUCUUGAGUUAUAUACAGCUCCAAUCUUGUUGCUCAAAUAAUAUCUAUUUGGGGAAGAAUAAAUGUAGUUCCACUUUGUUACCUUAUGUAAUUAAAAUUUUUUUGACUAGAAAAGUAAUUAAAUAUUUUAAGAUGUAAA